AUGGCAGGCACAAUUCCGAGCAAUGAGGGGCACCGAAGCUCCGCGGCCUUGGUGAACCCGAAUCCUCAGCCACAAGCCAACGGCGCCCAGCAUGCAGAUAUUCUCCCUGUGACUAAAGUCCCUGCGCUGGAUACUAUCGACCCCUAUGCCGUCGAUAGACCGCUGGGUGAUGUGGUGGCAAACAGUCCAUGGGCGGAAAUUCUCUGCAGCGCAGACUUUCAGAUUGUCGCCGACGACCUCAUCCAGGGCUAUGCCCGCUUUAUCUCGAACUUCACCGGCCUCGAGGAUGUCGCGUUCCUUCUGGCGCGUCAUACGGCCUCGGCAUCUGCCUCAGAUGCGGUGCGCGAGGUCAUCUGUGCCUCCGUGUUUUGGUCCGAGGCCACUCAGCGACCGGGCGAUUUGAGUACCUGCACAAUUCGCCACGUCGACGAAGCAUCGUACAACAAGGAUGAAGUUCAAUUCUCUCUGGACUUGGGAGCGAGUUCCGAACCUGAGAAUGGCGAGAAGCAACUCUCUAAUGUCCAAGAAAAUCAUUUCAAACUACGCAUCAAACCAACUUCGAACACCAACACCCUUGCAAUCAGUUUUGCAUACCCGAUGCGACUUAUCCCCGACCAAGCAGUGCAGCAGGUGCUGAACGCACUGUCGUCCUGCCUGGCGGGUUCUUCCACGUUCCUCUCACUCGAGACGCCCCAACCCGAGCUAUCGAUAAUUAAUUUCCCAUCCCUUAUGAUACCCCCAUCAAUAGAUUCCGAGCAGACUGGAGACGCUGGGUCCAGCAGCUCCCAACGAUCCCUUCUUCAUGCCGCUUUUGAGGGCUGGGCCCGUAGAAAGCCGGAUGCGAUCGCACUUGAUUUUGUGCAUUCUUUACCCUCAUCAACGUCCGAUGCGGAACACAGCAUUCUCACCUACGCGGCCAUGGACAAGGCCGCUUCAAACCUGGCCAUCCACAUUCGAGCUCUUCUGGCCGGUAGCAACUCCGCGGACUACGGACGUAUUAUCCCUGUUUAUAUGACAACAUCCCCUGAGCUCUAUAUCUCCUAUCUUGGUAUCCUCAAGGCCGGUUGCGCAUUCUCCCCGAUUCCCCAGGAUGCACCUGCUCAGAGGGUACUGGAAAUUCUCGAAGACAUUGGCUCUCCGAUCGUUCUUGGCAACACCACUGAGCCCUCCUCUUGUCCCUGGAAGUUGGACGGUGCAAACCUAUACUCCUGGGUUGAUGUGGCAGAGGUGACCGGGUGGAAGCAGCUACGUGGUGUUCAGGAAGUGCCUCCAGCUUCAGAAGACCAGCUGCGCAAAUUGGAUAUCCAGAAUGAUCAGACUGCUUAUCUUCUCUUCACCAGUGGCUCGACUGGUAAGCCCAAGGGUGUCCAGGUCAGCCAUUUAGCUGGUGCCUGCUCUAUCCAUUCCCACGCCACGGCUAUUCCCCUACCUGGCAACGCGGUUGGUGACUUUAGGUGGUUCCAAUUCGCGUCCCCGACAUUCGACCCCUCCCUCAUGGAGAUCUUUGUGACCUUGAGCUGCGGUGCUACCCUUUGCUCUGCAGACCGGAGCCUGACGUUGACUGACCUGGAAACCACCAUCAAUGAGGCCAGAGCUACCGUCAUGAUGGCAACGCCCAGUUUAGCUGCGCUCCUCAGACCAUCUCGCCUAACGACGCUUGAGUCUCUUUGGACAAUGGGUGAGAAACUCAACCGGACUGUGAUUGAGAAUUUCGCCUCUAAGCCCACUUCUCCCGACGGACCCUCCAGAAUGCUGGUCAACGCUUACGGGCCUACCGAGGGAGCCAUCAACUGUACCUUCCUUGCUCCUUUUGGCUACUCCAUUCGUGGCUCUAUCAUCGGAAAGGAGUUGCCUACUUGCGCUAUGUUCGUUUUGGAUCCUAACAGCCACGAACCCAAGGCCGUUCCGGCUGGUCUCACCGGUGAGCUAGCGAUAGGAGGGCCUCAGGUGAGCAAGGGCUACUUGAACCGGCCCAAGGAGACCGCAAAGUCCUUCGUCCACAGCUCCGAGUUUGGUUACCUUUAUCGCACCGGUGACAUGGCUCGUGUUGUGUGGGAUGAAAGUGGUUCGCGGGUCAUUGAAUUCCUGGGCCGUAUCACCUCUGAUCAGGUGAAAAUAAGCGGUCGUCGUCUCGAGCUCAGCGAGGUUGAAUCUGUGCUCGCGACAGUCCCGGGGAUUACGGAAAUUGUCACGGUUGUUUCUAAGCGAGACAACAACGUACAAGGUAGUGAGCAGAUUGUGGCCUGCCUUGUGGUGGACGGCGCAAGCGAUGCGACAAAGCAAGACAUUGUGCGUCAGGCGCAAGAGGCCGCACAGCGUCAUCUUUCCUCUUAUAUGUGCCCGUCCGCCUACACCUUUUUCAACUCGCUCCCGAGAUCGAGUUCUGGCAAGGUUGAUCGCAAGGCAAUUACUGCCAAGCUGCAGCAAGGUGAACAGAGCGGCCUUCAAAUUUUCGCUUCUCCGAAGUCCGGAUUGUCGAACGGCAUGCAGGAUGACUGGGAAGCAUCCGGUGACAAAGACGUUACCUCGGUUCAGGAUCUCGUUGUUCAGCUUAUUGCAGAGGCCACACAGGAAGAUUUCUCCAACAUCAAGCCCGGGGCUGACCUUUACUCUCUGGGAAUUGACAGUCUUGGUGCCAUGCGACUACUGCAGAAGCUGAGAGACCAUUCCAUCGAAGGCUUAGCUGUUGCCGAUGUCCUGCAAUCGGGGACUGCAAAGGGAUUGGUGUCGACUAUCCUUGCGCGCCCUCAAUUAAGCGGGGAUGCUUUGGCCAACGGCACUCAAUCCGCAACCCUUCAUCAGAACUUGCAAUCUUUCUCGGACCGGAACAUCCAGACAUGUGCUCAGCGACUUGGUUUAACAUCAGCAGAAUUUCAAAGUGUCUUGCCUACCACGGCAACGCAAUCUGGUAUGCUGGCAAGCUUUUUGCGCAGCUCCGCUGAUAAGUCGUUCGCAACUCGAUCCUAUAUUUACCAUUCCGUUCUCCCACUCGAGGCAGAUGUUGAUGUUGAGCGCAUCCAAGCCGCUUGGCAAACCACGGUUGCUAAUUAUGACUCUUUCCGAACCGUCUUCUGCUGGCUCGACGAUGACAUGGCCCCAUUUGCGCAAUGUGUCCUUACUAGUAAGGCGGCACCCCAAUCGGAUUGGAGUGUUUAUGAUGCCGCUGCCGAAAGUGAAGACGAAACUUUGAACAAGGCGCUGCGAAAUGCGGAGGACGCCAUCAGUCUAAGCACGCCUCCUUGGAAGCUCUCUUUGGUUAAAUCAGAAGACCGAAAUCUGAUUAUACUGAGCAUGUUCCACGGAAUCUUUGAUGGAGGAUCGCUGCAGCUGCUUCUCGAGGACGUUUCUUCCGUUUAUGCCGGGAAGCCAGUGGCCAACCGAACGUCCCUUGAGCACAUUGUCAAGCACCACUUCAGUGCUGAUCAUGACACGACAUCUCAAUUUUGGUCAAAGCAUCUUGAUCAGUACUCGCCCGUCCUAUUUCCAUCAGUAACUCCCUACCGAGCCCCUUCGACUAAGACAACUGACCGCGUGGAAAUCGUUGCCUCGACAAGUUAUGACAACCUGAAGAAACAAUCCAAGAGCAUCGGCUCGACUCCACUGGCUGUGCUUCAAGCAGCUUGGGCCUCGGUUCUACUUGCUUAUACUGGCACCCCUGACCAGGACGUUGUCAUGGGCAGUGUUGUAUCUGGCCGACUUGAUCCGGAGUCGGAAAUUUGCAUUGGUCCUACCUUCACAACUGUUCCUAUUCGCUUGGCCGUCAACCAAGUGCAGAAGGACUCUCGAGGAGUUUGGACAAACAAGUCGGUCGCGCGUCACCUAACAUCCUUAAACACGCAAACUCUUUCGCACCUGCAGCCUCGCUUAGGAUCCCUGGUGACGGCCGAUGGCCGCCUCCCCUACGACACACUAUUGGCCUACCAGGAUUUCAAUGCUGGAUCCAGUUCCAGUGGCAUCUGGAGCUCCAUCGAUCACCCACCGAUGGCAAACGAUUUCGCGGUCAUGAUUGAGGUUUGGCCUGGUGCCGAUUCUUCAUUGACCUUCCGUGCCAGCUUCAACGAUUCCCAUCUUGAUUCGCAGACGGCUGAGGCAAUGCUGAAGUCUAUGGCUGAUAUUGUAACGUACAUUCUUGGAAGCCCAGAGGGGAACUUCCAGGACGCCUCCUCGCACACCCAGCCUGAGCUCAAGUCUUCGUUCAACCCCGGAGCAAGCGCUGUUGAAGAAGUGUCAGAAGGUGCUUUGAUUCAUACUAGAUUCGAGGAUCACGCGGAAUCUCACCCCGAUGACCUGGCAUUAAUCUUCAAGGGUGAUUUGGAUGAUGAAAACAGUCCCCUGAACCUCACGUGGUCCUACGCACAGCUUAACACCAUUGCCGACAACCUCGCGGAACAUCUUCUCCAGGUUGGCGGCACCCUGACCAACACCCCUUUGCCUAUCUGCAUCGAGAAAAGCCCUGCACUGUAUGUCGCUAUUCUGGGUAUCUUAAAGGCAGGAGGAGCCUGGUGCCCCAUUGAUACCCUUUCCCCUGCACAACGUCGCCAUGAUCUCAUAGCACGAACUGGCGCCAAGGUUCUCUUGGUCUCGUCGAAGGACGGCGCACAGCCUGAAGGCUCCAUCCCCUCUGGUGUUGAGGUAGUCGACGUCAGUCAAUUCUGUCAGGUGGCUCCUGAAGCCAACGAAGUGAAACGAAGCAACACCAAGCACAGAAGCAACCCGGACAAUAUGGCGUAUUUGAUCUGGACCAGUGGCACAACAGGAGCCCCGAAGGGUGUGCCGAUCAAGCAUUCUGCGGCGGUGUCCAGUAUGAAGUCUUUGUUCAAGGACAUCCCGCAAAAUGCCGACGGUAGCACCGUGCGAUGCAUGCAGUUCUCGCAGUACACGUUUGAUGUGUCAAUCCAAGAUUUCUUUUAUACCUGGGGACUGGGGGGUGUUCUGAUCUCUGCCUCGAGAGAAAUCAUGCUUGGUUCUUUCCCUAAGCUUGCGAACCUCACCAAGGCGACACACGCCCAUCUCACUCCCGCGUUCUCAGCAGGCAUUCCAAGAAAGAGCUGUGAGACACUCAAGGUGAUCACUAUGAUUGGUGAAAAGUUGACCCAGCCUGUCGCCGAUGACUGGGGUACUGAUAUGCGCGCUUUCAACACGUAUGGUCCCGCUGAAGUCACUAUUGUUUCAACUGUCAGAGAAUUUGGAAAUGAGCACAAGAAUAUCAAGAGUGCAAACAUCGGAUGGCCUAUGGACACCGUUUCCGUUUUUGUGACCAAGAAUCAGCGCAUGGUGAUGAAGAACGCCGUUGGAGAAUUAGCCUUGGGUGGUCCGCAGCUUUCCCCUGGUUAUCUCAACCAAGAGGAUGUCACCAAAGCCAAGUACGUGUGGAAUGAGGAAGCUGGACAAACUCUGUACUACACUGGUGACUUGGUUCGCAUGCUCGCAGAUGGAUCGCUUGAGUACAUUAACCGGGUUGAUGACUUGGUCAAACUUGGUGGUAUUCGAGUUGAGUUGAGUGAGAUUAGCUUCUCACUCGGCGACUGCCACCCUCUUGUCGAGAAUGUUGAGACACUCAUUCUCAGCCGUCCCGAUAGGCCUUCGAAGGUGGUUGUUUCUUUCCUCGCUGCGCCGAACGCCGCAGGCCCUGAAGAUGACGGACAGCUUCUUAUCCUCAAUGACAAAGCUCUUGAAGCUGCUCGCGCUGCUAGCGAUCAAGCACAAGCUACCCUGCCCGACCAUAUGAUCCCCUCCGUUUAUCUGGUUGUGAAGAACAUUCCCAGAACUCCAUCCGCCAAGACCGAUCGUCGGGCUCUCCAGGCAGCCUAUGCCGAAGUUGACAUUGACAAUUGGGAGGGCAACCUGAAUCCCGAAAUCGGUGCUGUCGAUCAGCCAUCUGAAGAUCCAGCCGAUGCUGCGGCAGCAGCAAACAUUGUCAACAUGAUCGCAUUGCUCGCUGAUAUAUCACCAUCUAUCAUCACGAAGGCUGGUCGACUGGGUAGUUUAGGUAUCGAUUCUAUUCGUGCCAUUCGUCUCGCUUCCAGAUUGAAGGAAGCCGGCUAUCAGCUUUCAGUUGUGGAAGUUCUAAACUGCGUCACCGUCCAAGACCUUAUCAAGCUAGCCUCCACUGCAGAUUCCUCUAAGGCCACCGAAAACACAUUCGAUCUGAAUGCCUUCAACAAUGUUUGGCACGAUGCAGUAUCUGCUAAGGUGAAGGAUGACUUUUUCACUGUCCGAGCAACUACGAUUCAGGAGAGUUUGCUCAGUGAGACUAUGGGAACUUACAACAUGUAUUGGAGCAACCACUUCUUCUCCCUCGACCGCUCCGUGGAUAUCAAUAGACUGAAGCAGGCUUGGUUCUCCGUGUGCCAAAAGACCGAGGCGUUGAGAACUGGCUUUAUCCCGCUGGCUGAGGUUGAAACUGGUGUCAAGAAGGAAAGCCCUGACUUUUCUAUGUUGCAGGUGAUGUACAAGCUCCCCGAUGUUGACUGGCAACAUCUCGAAUGCAACGAACAAAACUGGGUCGAGCUGCGGGACAGCCGUAUUGAACAGAUUAUGCAAAAGCACCAGAGCAGCUACUUCCAAGGCCCUCCAUGGGCCGUGACUGUCCUCGACAAGGGCGAUGAAAGAACCAUGUUCCUCACAAUCCACCAUUCCAUUCAUGAUGGUCCUUCCCUUGGUCUAAUCAUGGAUGACGUGCGUUCUGCCUAUGCCUAUAAGCCUCCUUCGAGGCACCAGCUCAGUGAUGCUCUUUCCGUCAUUCUCCCCACGGAGCAAAGAAGCAAGGAUACACGCAGCUUCUGGGCUUCCGAACUAGAGAAGUUCUCUGGGCUGGAAGUGCCGGUCUGGCCCGAUCUCACUGGAAUUAGAUUGCAGCCAGGCGAGGUCCAGGAACACCGAUUCAUCGCCGAAGAAUGUGUCCUGUCCGAGCCCGUCUCCAAACUUCAGGCUGCCGCAGCUCAACUAGGAGUGUCAUCCAUUGCAUCCAUCAUCAGAGCAGCAUGGGGCUUUGUGUCUGUUGGAUAUCUCAGCAUUCCAGCUACUGUCUUUGCCGAGACACUCUCCGAUCGUGUUCUGCAUGCAGAUCUUGAAGAUAAUGUUGGACCGUUGAUAUCUGUUGUGCCGAUUCCAUUCCAUCCCGAAGGAACUGUGCGGCAGCUUUUGGCUGAACAGCAUCGAUUUUCUGUUCAGUCAUGGAAAUACCGCCACGUGCAUGCUCAUGAUGUUCGCAAAAUGCUUAACCGACCUCGUGGAGAGCCUUUGUACCCGGCUGUUUUCAACUUCCACGUGGCCGGCGAGGAACACACUAGCUCGCUGCCACAAAUCUGGCAAGAUCUUGAGGAUCAGAUUGGCUUGCAUGUCGAGCACCCGAUGGCCAUGAACGUGUUUCAACGUGCUGAUGGCUCGCUCAUCUUGGAGGCAUCCUCGGACAUUGCUUUGAUGAACAAGCAUCAAUUGUCACUUUUCGUCCGUCAAAUCGAUGCUAUGGUUAGCGCGAUGCUGGAAUUCCCCGAUGAGCAGGUGUCCAAUCUAGGCAAUCAUAUCCCCGCAGACCUGCGCGCAGUCUCGAACCGGGCAGUCACCGACAUGGUCGCAAACUCCAUAUACACUGCUCCGACGUAUUGGUUGGAACUCAAUGCCAAAGAACAUCCGGAGUGGACCGCCGUUGAAGUGGCAACCAAAAUUGCUCCUACCGGCAUCGAGAAGGAAAUCAUGACAUAUGGCACCCUAAAUGCUGAAGCCAACCGUGUGGCCGCUUUCAUUGCCUCCUUCGGUCAUAAGAACAGGAUGAUCGCAGUCUGUUGUGGACGCAACAUUCCCUCGUACCCAGUCAUUAUUGGCAUCUUCAAAUCCGGAAAUACUUAUCUGCCAAUUGACGAAGGUCUUCCGGCUGAUCGCAAGGCCUUCUUGAUCGAGGAUGGUGAUUGUCCUAUUGUUUUCACGGAAUCAACAUUCUUGGCGUCCUUCUCCCGUAUUCCUCAGACGUGCCAGAUCUACUGUACCGACGAUCCGGGAUAUCAAAAGCUGGUGGCACCCAUGCCCGCUGAAGAUCGCGACUACCAAUCUCAUCCGGAUGAUCUGUCUUAUCUUCUGUUCACUUCCGGGUCUACAGGCAAGCCUAAAGGUGUCAUGAUCACUAGGGCCAAUCUUUCAUCAUUCAUUGAGUCCUUCACCGACUUCAUUAUCAAGGCUGCACCCAGAACUCUGACACUGGGUGGCACCGGCAGACAUCUUGCCCAAGCUAGCAGGGCCUUCGACCCUCAUCUUGUCGAGAUGUUCUUCCCCUGGCGCCAGGGAAUGGCAACUGUGACAGCUCCCCGAACAAUGAUCCUCGAUGAUCUGCAGGUUACUCUCGGAAAAUGGGAAAUUACUCACGCGAGUUUCGUGCCUUCUUUGGUUGACCAGGCAAACAUUCUUCCUGAGCACUGUCCUAAGUUGGUCUACAUGAGUGUUGGCGGUGAAAAAAUAUCUCAAAAGGUGUUGGAUGCAUGGGCUACUUCUCAUAUCUGCCUGGCCAAUGCCUACGGCCCAACCGAGGUGACAAUUGGCUGCACAUUUGCCCACGUUGGUCGUGACACAAACCUGCGUAACAUCGGACCCCCCUUGACUGCCUGUGUCUGCCAUGUUUUCGUUCCCGGCACUACAACCUACGCGCUCAAGGGCCAAACCGGUGAACUUUGCUUCAGUGGAGAUCUCGUUGGUAGGGGAUAUCACAACAGGCCGGAUGCCACAGGUUUCACUACAGGUCCCAAUGGCGAAAAGAUGUACAGGACCGGUGACAUAGGGCGUUUGAUGUUUGAUGACUCCGUGGAGUACUUGGGUCGUGGCGAUGACCAGACGAAGAUUCGUGGGCAGAGAUUGGAGCUUGGAGAAGUGUCUGAAGUGCUUCGAGCAUCCUCAACCGUUGGAAUUGACGUUGUCACAAGUGUUGCCAAGCACCCAGGCCUUAGCAGAGUGCAGCUUAUUUCGUUCAUUGCACGAUCGGACGCUCGUCAGCGUACAAAGGGCGGCGAGGUUGCGUUCGUCCAAUCCGAUUUCGCAACUCUUGGCAAGGAACUACAAGACAUCUGCAAAAAGAAGCUGCCGGGAUACAUGGUUCCAGAACUGAUCUUGCCCAUUACCUACAUCCCGCUGGCGCCAAUGUCUGGAAAGGCGAAUCUGAAGGAACUCCAUGCCCUGUUCUUCAGCCUUCCUCUCGCUGCUGUGCUUCAAGGAAACAACGCAGGAAGCAUAGACGGCGCCGCCAACAGUCGACCGCUGACUGUCGACGAAGAGGCCGUGGUUAAGGAAAUAUGCACCGUUAUUUCCACCGACCCCUCCGCCAUUGGACCCCUGACAAACAUCUUCGAGGUUGGUCUGGACAGUCUUAGCGCUAUCGGUCUCUCUAUCAAGCUUCGAAAGAUCGGAUACGCCGCCACCGUGGCCCUAGUCAUGAGCAACCCGGUUAUCGAGCAACUCGCUCGUCUACCCAGGACUACCUCUUCAUCCAGCUCCGAGGCUACUGUGUCUAAGCUGCGUCAACACCUCGCAGAUAUGGAAUCGUCAUACCGCCAGAAUGCUCCCUCCGAGGUUGACCUGUCGACGGUAGCAUCUGUCAGGCCUUGCUUGCCACUUCAGGAGGGUCUGGUGGCACGUUCGAUUAACAAUGAAGGCGAUCAACUCUACAUCAACCAUAUCGUUCUUCGGCUCGAAGACCAUGUCGACGCGGCGCAGUUGAAGGCCGCAUGGCAAACUGUCGCCCAGGACAACGAGAUCAUGAGGACUGCGUUCUCUCCUCUAGAGAAGGAGGUUGUCCAGGUCGUUUUCUCUGCUGAUUCUCAUGGGAUCCGAUGGGACGAAGAAGCCUACGGGAGCUUAGACAAAUCUAUCGCGCAACUCAAAACCCGGCAAACACAAGUGUCCCGUGACAUUAUUUCCAACAUCUCCACAGUUCCCCCGGUGCGAUUCCAUUUGGCUAAAUCUUCAACUACCAACCAGCCAUUGGCACUCUUCAUCUCCAUUCACCACGCUCUUUACGAUGGUGAAUCCUUCUCCAUGCUGCUGGAAGACGUUGCGACACAAUAUGUCAAGAGCCCGGUCCCGCAGAGAGGUUCGCCGGCCGCAUUCAUCGAGCAUGUCUACACUCAGGAUACCGAAAAGGCCAAGAAGCACUGGACAGAAUAUCUGGGAGACUGUCGACCUACCUUGUUCCGCUCUGAUUUCAACUUCCUGGAGCAUCCUAAAUUCGUUACCAGGACUCUCGGCAACAAGCUUUCUGAUCUGGAACGUCGGUCAGCGAGCCUCCAGACAACUGUUCCAUCCCUGGUACAAGCCAUUUUCGCUCUUCUGCUGGCCGAUGCCGUUGGGGUUUCCGAUGUGACCUACGGACUUGUUCUUUCUGGCCGAGCAGUCGCUGUUCCUGGGGCUGAUUCCGUUAUUCUGCCCUUUCGAUCGCUCGAGUUCCAGCACACCUCCCUGAGACACAUGCAGCGCUGGCUUAAAUCUGAAACGCCUCUGUUUGAUUGUCUCUUCUCUUACAUCCGAGCGACGACGCCCUCUGAGCACAACAUCUGGCGCGAAUUGGACAGCCAGAUGCCUGCGGAGUACCCUCUUGCUGUCGAGGUCGAGGCCAAUAGCGCCACCGACAGUAUCAACCUGAACUGUGCAUUCUCAUCCAUUUUCAGCGCUGCUUACAAUGGCGAGGAGUUCCUUGAAAAGAUGGAUGCCGUUUUAUCCAGUGUUGUUUCCGGCGAAAUUCUCUCGUUGGACAACUUCAAUCUUCCUCAAACUGAGGGAACUGGCACUCGUUCCCAGGCCACUCAGUGGGACGAGACGACUUGGUCUACUACUGAAUCUACAGUUCGCGAAAUGACCAAGGACUUCUGCGGUCUGUCUUUGGCGGAUGUUUCUAAGGGAGCUUCCUUCAUUAGUCUCGGCGUUGAUUCCGUUACUGCUAUCCAAUUCUCUCAAAAGCUUAGGGAAGCUGGAUUCCAUGUUGCCUCUUCCGAUGUCAUGCGCUUCUCUUGUGUGGGCGCAUUGGCUCAACACAUCGAGCAGAGCUCAAGUGAAGAACCAACCCAGACAAACGGAGUGAACGGCACCAAGAGAGCUGCUAUCCCAGCCGAUACCUACCAGAAACACGUUCGCCUGCUUGGUGAGGGUGACUCGAUCUCGACUGUGUUUGAAUGCACUCCUUUGCAAUCCGGAAUGAUCACUCAAACCCUUGGCUCUGACGGCCAAGUCUAUGUUCAUCCUCACCCGGUCAGACUCGCCGACUCUGUGGACACCGCUCAAUUGAAGAACGCCGUCCUUAAUGUCAUCCAGGCCAAUGAUAUCCUGCGCACUUCUUUCCAUCUCGUUGCAGAGCUUGGACACUCAUGGAUUGGGGCUGUCCACACGCAGCCUCCUUUCGAAUGGACCGAGAUCAGCCUUCCUUCUGACGCCGAUGCUCUUGCUGAAGUCGAGGCUCUCUUUUCAUUCAGCGAGGAAUCGUCGUUUGAGGUUCCACCUAUCCGAACAGUUCUAGUCACUCAGCCGGAGGGUAGACUCUUGGUCGUUGUCAUGCACCACGCUCUCUAUGACGGUGCCUCGUUGCCUUUCUUCUUCGAGGACCUCGCCAUUGCGUACAGCGGCGAAGCUCAGCUCGAGAGGCCACAGUUCUCGGAAACAGUCGAACAUAUUCUGAACGGACAAGAGGAUUCAUGCAAGUUCUGGACCGAGAAGCUCUCGGGCUACGAAGCUGUUGAAGUUCCUCAGCUGCCUGCCGAUCAGGCUUCGGGGCGCAUGUUCCUCUCGGAACACCGCGUCGACCUUAAUCUACCUACAAUCAUCGAAUCGUGCAAGGCUAUGCAAGUCACCGUUCAGAGCAUUGCGCUCCUCGCAUAUGCCAAGGUUUUGGCCCGCGUUCUCGGAAAGCGCGAUGUCGCGUUUGGCCAAGUACUUGCAGGGCGUUCUUUGCCAACUCCAGGAGCUGAGCGAACGCUUGGUCCGUUGUUUAACACGGUCGCCCAGAGAGUCACCUUCGAGCCCAGAUUCCUGAGCAACAAGGCCAUGGCUUCGCGCUUGCAGCAGCUCACGGCAGAUGCUCAAGUUUACCAGCAUGCGCCACUACGAGUCGUCCAGAACUCAUUGAGAAAGGCUAAUGAGCUGACCUCUACUUCUCUAUUCGACACGCUCUUCGUUUUCCAGAAGAGUGCCGACUUUGCCGGGGGUAUAUUGGAGACCCAGGAGAUUUGGAAGCCCUACGAAAGCGAGGAAUACGCCGCGCAGGCUGAGUACAAAUUGAAUGUGGAGGUUGAUCAUGGAAAAGAUGGCAUUGUCGCUAGGGCAUCAUGCAACGGGCAACACCUGUCGCAACAGAACCUUGACGAUUUCUUGACCGAGUUUGGUUCCGUCUUCCGGGACAUUAUUGAGCAUCCCACGAGAUGUGCAACCGUCAUGCCUGAACGACUGGGCGAACUGCCACUUAGACUAUCUGCGCCUGGUGCACAGGAGAACUCAAUUGACGAUUCGGAAGCUCCUGCCCACGAAAGUACUAUCCAGUCUGUACUUGCAGAGGUUGCUGGGCUUUCAGUGGACAAUAUCAAACCAAGCACCAGCAUCUUCAGCAUUGGCUUGGAUUCACUGUCGGCCAUUCGCAUUGCGUCCAUCUGCCGAUCGAAGGGAAUCAGGACUGGCGUUGCUGACAUUCUUCAAGGAAAUACCCUGCGUGGUAUCAGUCAACGUGUGCGACCCAUGGAGGAGCAGGCCGUGAAGCCCCAGGGCUCACUUUUCGCGGAUUAUGAGCGUACGGAGAAGACAGUUGUCGAGAAGCUUGGACUUAACAAGGAUUCUAUUGAGACAAUUCUACCUUGUCUCGGAGGUCAAUUUUACCACCUGGUCAGCUGGUUGAAGUCUGGAAGAAAGCUGUUUGAGCCCGCAUGGCCCUACUUCAGCUCGGAACGUAUCGACGCGGCAAGGCUAGAGGACGCUUGGUAUCAACUUCGUCAAAGACAUCCUGUCCUCCGAACCUGUUUCGCAGCCAUCUCGUCUUCGGAGGCUGUUCAGGUCAUUAUGAAGGAGGCAGUGCGAGACAACGAAACCUUCAAGGUGAUCAAUUCCGAUGCCACUAUCACCGAGGCAGCUCAGGCUCAGGCAAAGAAAGAAGCAUUGAACCCAUCCUCCCUGUUUGUUCCCCCUGUUCGUCUUCGCCUCUUGAAGGCCAGCGACCGGGACGGAAUCCUUGUCCUUGUUAAUCACGCUGCAUAUGACGCGUGGACAAUGCCCAUGUUCGUGUCUGAGCUUGAAGGCCUCUACCGCGGCCAAUCACUAGACACUAACCCCGACUUCGCGUCCUUUGUCGAUUUCUCUGUUCGCUCCCUUCGCGACCUUGACGAAAAGACCUACUGGACUUCCGCCAUCGGUUCUGGCGAGCGCACCCUCAUCAAGAAUACUGCGGAACGGACCGGAAGCCAGCUUCCCGAUCAAGUAUUCGUUGGGGCCUGGGAGAAGGUCAAGAAUGUAUCCCAGCUUGAGACUUUGUGCCGUUCUGCAGGGCUCAGUCUGCAGACUGUGGUCUUGCUUGCCGUCGCUCGCUGCCUUGCGCGCAUGACCGGAGUCACUAGCCCGACCAUGGGUCUGUAUCAAACCGGUCGAUCGGCGUCAUUCACCGACAUCGAGAAACUCACCGGACCUUGUCUCAAUGUCAACCCAUUCACCGUCUCGGACGCAGUUUCUGAUUCUAGUCUCGUAGAUAAGGCGCAGGCCCUUCAAGCCUCCCUCGCGGAGCGUGUCUCAUUCGAGCAGAGUUCUCUCAUGGAUGUCCUUCGGUGGGCCGGUGCUGAACAAACCGCAACUCCACUCUUCAACGCCUGGGUCAAUCUACUCUGGAUGCAGAACGGAGUGCCCUCCGCCAACGAUGCCACGCCUGACAAGGAGCUAAACAACGACGGCGAUCUCUUCCUGCCGCUUCGAAUCGGUGUUCCCACCGACUUUAUUCCCGCUGAACCUCUACCGGGCUUAAAAGCUACCUCGGUGUCGGAAUUGGAUACUUCUCUUCUCCCCAGUGAGAAUGUCUACAUUGAUAUUGGACCGGACCCGAAGACCGAUACGAUCGGCUUUGGAGUUCGUGUCGAGGGGGGACUUCUUGCGGAAGAAGAGGUUCACCAGCUGGUGAAUGGUGUUGCAGGUGAAAUUGAGGCGAUCGUCUCUUCGCUGCAGUGA
Messenger RNA from Aspergillus melleus, 14163 nucleotides. It is a transcript of the gene sidC, whose product is annotated as nonribosomal siderophore peptide synthase SidC. Gene Ontology annotation, molecular function: phosphopantetheine binding; catalytic activity. The record is from RefSeq and is a predicted model, not a curated record. Gene Ontology annotation, biological process: secondary metabolite biosynthetic process; amino acid activation for nonribosomal peptide biosynthetic process. The transcript is spliced from 3 exons. Bases 1 to 14163 code for a protein of 4720 amino acids. NCBI's taxonomy places the organism in Eukaryota, Fungi, Ascomycota, Eurotiomycetes, Eurotiales, Aspergillaceae. Gene Ontology annotation, cellular component: cytoplasm.